Molecule: messenger RNA, 6928 nt
Organism: Apus apus (common swift)
Lineage: Eukaryota; Metazoa; Chordata; Aves; Apodiformes; Apodidae
Gene: MCF2L
Product: MCF.2 cell line derived transforming sequence like
Exons: 33
Coding region: 1073-4729 (1218 amino acids)
Biological process (GO): positive regulation of Rho protein signal transduction; intracellular signal transduction
Cellular component (GO): cytoplasm; extrinsic component of membrane
Molecular function (GO): guanyl-nucleotide exchange factor activity; protein binding
Source: RefSeq, a predicted model, not a curated record
UCACAUAUUCUGGGAACAGGCUUUGCCUUUAAAGGACUUUGUCCUCUCUUCUCUGCAAAUUCAGGGGGAGGAAGAGGAGAUAGAUUGAUGGUGAGAGUCUAACUUAGGGAAAUGAACUGAAGAGGAGUUUCUAGCUGACAACACUGUAUUGACAAUUGACAAUUUUCUUUUAAUUUAUUGGCAUGAGCAUAGUACUGGCCCCUGAGGAAUACAGGGUGCCUCAGACACAGAACUAGGAAGUGCAACAAGUGUCAGCGUGAGAUUUCUGCCCUUGGAGCACUGUGUUGUGAACUUACAAGCAAGACUGUUAAGUUACAAUAACGACCUUCAACUUGCCCUUCUUCAGGAGAAACCACGGAUGUCUCUUUGCAACAGCUGAACAUCCCUCAUGUUAAGGAGAAGGAUGUGAAGGCAGAGGCAAUAGUACCAGCUGCUUGGGUUGAGCAGCGGCUUUGGAUCAUCGUGUGUGGCUGGAGUGCACUAACAAACUGGAUGUUUGUGGGGGCUUUUCUUCAGUGGAAACAGCACAGGGCUGCUAGUUUGGCUGCAGUUCUUUUUGGAUGAAACACUGAAAAGCAGACAGUGCCACAAGUGUUUUUUUGGAACUUUCACCUGCUAGUCUGACCUGACUUAGAUGAGAAGCUGUGCCUCCUUUAUUCAUACUGAUUACACUGAAAGUAGAUUGAAAGCUGUGGGAAGAUGUCCUGUCUGCUGAGCAUAGCAUGCUAGGAACUGAGAGGGUCUCACAGCUUUGGACAGAAACUAUCUUGGCAUUUUUGGUCCAUUAAGUACAACUGAUUUUUUGUUUUUUCUUUGUAGUAAAAUCAGGUACUGUUUUCUGGGAAAAAGCAUAUAAAAGACAAAUAACCAAACAGCACCCAUUUCCAGCUCUUUACAUCCUUUUUAAUCUUUUUUGGUAGUGUUUGAAUUUGAGAAAGAAAUUUUAUGUACCAUUAACAUUUAAAAACAAAAUCAGAGUAACUUUCAGUGUGUUAGAAGAGUGUAAUUCUGAAGCACUGAUUUUUUAUUUCAUUUGGUGAAUAACUUGGUGAAGAUACAGGGAUACACAUCCAUGUCUCAACGCCGCAUUUUCAGAGAAAGACAUGAAAGUCAUUUUAGGAUCCUACCAAGAUUCAUCCAAAUCCUGCAUGGCAGACGACACACAAGGAAUAACCCACGCCAAAUAUGCUCUGAUGAAAUCAUGCAUCAGGAUAUCAUUCCCCUCUAUGCUGCAGAUAUUCAGGACCAGUUAAAAAAGCAAUUUGCUUACCUGUCAGGUGGAAGAGGUGGAGAUGGAUGCCCUGUUAUCACCUUUCCUGACUAUCCAGCUUUCAGUGAGAUCCCAGAGAAGGAGUUCCAGAAUGUCCUGACCUACCUGACAAGCAUCCCAAGUUUACGAGAUGCUGGAAUUGGAUUUAUUCUUGUCAUAGAUCGCAGACAGGACAAAUGGACCUCUGUGAAAGCUUCCAUACUGCGGAUAGCAGCAUCUUUCCCAGGAAACCUGCAGCUAGUUCUCGUUCUGCGCCCAACAGGAUUUUUUCAUCGAGCCCUCUCAGACAUCGCUUUCAGGUUCAACAAAGACGAGCUUAAAAUGAAAGUACCUGUCAUAAUGCUGGGCUCAGUAUCAGAACUGCAGGGUUACAUUGAUAAAACACAAUUAACAGAAGAUCUUGGUGGCACCCUGGAUUACUGCCACAGCAGAUGGCUGUCCCGUCGCACUGCUAUAGAAGGUUUCGCCCAAAAGGUUAAGCAAACAGCUCAGAUUCUUCAGUCCUUUGGGACUGAGCUGGCUGAAACAGAACUACCAAAUGAUGUGCAAUCAACCAGCUCUCUUCUUGCAACACACACAGAAAAGAAGGACAAAAUGAAGGAGGAUAUCAGGUUAGCAGUAGAACAGGGCGAUGAUAUCCUUGGAAGUAUUACAAAACCAGUUACUGUGAAUCCUGAAUACAAACUGAAUCAAGAUCAGCUAGACAAUCAAACAACGGUAGAAAGGCUUCUGGCUCAAUUACAUGAAACUGAGACUGCCUUUGAUGAGUUUUGGAUCAAGCAUCAGCAAAAACUUGAGCAGUGUUUGCGCCUUCGAAAUUUUGAACAGAAUUUUAGAGAGGUCAAAGCAGCUUUGGAUACUGUGUCCGAGAGACUGUCUGCUUUCACAGAUGUGGGAAACAGCCUUUCACAUGUGGAGCACAUUUUGAAAGAUCUUGCCAACUUUGAAGAAAAAUCAUCUGAAACUAUAGCAAAAGCCAGAAUGCUAGCCUCAGAGGGUGAUGAUUUUAUUCAAAGCAAUCAUUAUGCUGUGGACUCCAUUAUUCCAAAAUGCAGUGAACUUCAUCAUCUCUGUGAUGCCCUCACUACUGAGACAGAACAGAGGAGGAAUCUUCUUAACAAGUCUCUAGAACUGCAUGGCUUACUAGAAAAGUCUAUGAAGUGGUGCGAUGAAGGAAUUUAUCUGCUGGCUUCGCAGCCAGUAGACAAGUGUCAGUCUCAGGAUGGUGCAGAAUCAGCAUUACAGGAGAUUGAGAAGUUCCUGGAUACUGGUGCAAGCAAUAAAAUCAAGGAGUUGAGUAAAAUUUACAGAGAGUAUGCACACAUCCUCAAUGAGGACCUAAAGGAGCAUGUCCAAAAGGUUUUCCAGAAGCAAGAAAGUAUGGAAGAAAUGUUUCAAAAGAGACAAGUAAGUCUUAAGAAACUGGCAGCUAAGCAGACACGUCCUGUUCAGCCAGUUGCACCAAGACCUGAAGCCUUUGUAAAAUCUCCUUGCACCUCUCCAGGUCUUCAAAGAGACUACGGAUCCAACUCAGAAAGCAGUGCCAUUCGGAGGGUAAACUACAGAAAAGGAAAGAGUGAAAUGACUGAACUCCAUCAAAGCAGAGGAGGAUCUACAAUGGAUGAUGAAGAAAACCUAGCUGUGUUACGGCAACAUGUGAUUAAUGAACUUAUUGAAACUGAACGAGCAUAUGUGGAAGAACUUCUCUGCGUUCUUGAGGGGUAUGCUGCAGAGAUGGACAACCCCUUAAUGGCUCAUCUCAUUUCACCAGAACUCCAAAAUAAGAAGGAUAUCUUGUUUGGAAAUAUGGAAGAAAUUUAUCACUUUCACAACAGAAUAUUCUUGAGAGAACUAGAAAACUACAUGGAAUACCCAGAAUUAGUAGGACGGUGCUUUCUGGAUCAGAUGGAAGAUUUCCAGAUUUAUGAAAAAUACUGUCAAAAUAAACCUCGAUCUGAAAGUCUGUGGAGGCAAUUUUCAGAUUCUGCAUUCUUUCAGGAAUGUCAAAGAAAACUUGAUCACAAGCUCAGUUUGGACUCAUACUUGCUGAAACCUGUUCAAAGAAUAACCAAAUACCAAUUAUUGCUAAAGGAAAUGCUCAAAUACAGUAAGAACUGUGAAGGUGCUGAAGAUCUUCAGGAGGCAUUAACUUCUAUACUGGGUAUUCUCAAAGCAGUUAAUGAUUCUAUGCACCAGAUAGCCAUUACAGGCUAUGAUGGAAACCUGAAUGAGCUGGGCAAGCUUUUAAUGCAGGGAUCCUUCAAUGUCUGGAUUGAUCAUAAAAAAGGUCACUCGAAGGUGAAGGAUCUGGCACGUUUCAAGCCGAUGCAGCGACACCUCUUCCUCCAUGAGAAAGCUGUGCUGUUCUGUAAAAAGCGAGAGGAAAACGGAGAGGGAUAUGAGAAAGCACCUUCUUACAGCUACAAACACUCCUUAAAUAUGGCAGCAGUUGGAAUAACAGAAAAUGUCAAAGGUGACGCAAAAAAAUUUGAAAUCUGGUAUAAUGCAAGAGAAGAAGUUUACAUCAUACAGGCACCAACCCCUGAAGUUAAAGCUACUUGGGUAAAUGAAAUAAGAAAAGUACUGACAAGUCAACUGCAGGCAUGCAGAGAAGCUAGUCAGCACAGGACACUAGAACAUACACAAAGCUUACCUCUACCAGCAUCAUCUUGUACAAGUCCUUCACGGAACCACAUCAGAAACACCAAAAAAAUGGAGGAGAAAAAGGCUGAUCUCCCAAGUCUAGAAGGUUAUGGCACCACAGUAGCACCAAAGUUCCCAGAGAAAGGCAAAGAUGACACUAGCUCUACCUCAGAAUGCUCUGUACUGUCAAAAAAGCGCUUUACACUGCAGGGUUUUACUAACCUCAAGAGUCAGAAAGAAACUCCAUCUCCUUCUGCUAAAAGCCAGACAUUGCCAAUGAUUCUUCUUACAGGACCAGCUUCUCCUACCAGUCCUGACAAAAAAGCUAAACGGCAUGAAGUAGUGAGUGAUCCAACUCCUCUUGGUUUAAGAGGUUGGGCUAAAACCUCUCAUUCUCUUGAUGCAUCUGAAGAAAAUGAUGGCUGGUCUAGUGCUGAAGAUCCGCUGAAUUCAUCGGACGCGGAGGAAGAAGGAGGAGGAGGAGGAGGAGGCGAGAUGAAGCUGACUCCUGGUAAAUAUACGGUUGUGACUGAUUAUGAAAAAGGAGUUUCUGAAGAAUUUACAGUGAAAAGUGGAGAUCUAGUUCAACUGAUUCGUGAAGGGGAGGAUGGACUUUGGUAUGUAAAGAACCUGAGCACUGGUAGAGAAGGUUGGAUCCCAGCAAACAAUCUGCUGAUUCUCAUAGGCAAUUCAAAAUCAGCUCAAUCUUUAAGCAGCUCUGAAUCAGGCACUGCCUCCAGCACUUUGAGCACAUCAUCAAGUUGCAGUGAUAGCUGCAAUGUCAGCAGCACCAGCUUCUCAGACAUUAAGGGCUAAUGUUAAAUUUUCACCUCACCUCCAUGGAAGGUAAAUUCAGAGUUUGUGACUUCUUGCAGCGUUCCGGACAUUGGACUUGAGUGGAGAGCCACCAGUUCCCUGUUGCCAGCUCUGAGUAUUUCCACUGAUGAUUUUUACAGGUUCUCCCAGAAGAUCCCAAUGAAAAGUGCAUGGAAUGUGAAGUUGUAAAUGAAGUUAAACAAUUUGGAAUAGGGUCUUGGUAGAGGCUUCUGCUCCAAAGUCUGAAGCUGCAGAGCUGUUAGCAUAAAACACAUUUUCUUACUGAUACACGAUCAGGUUUCUGCAGAACUGUAUAAUUUCGUAACAGCCAGAAUCUGAGUGUGAGCAAACAAAAUGUGUUCAGUGAUAAAUCCUCAUUGUAAACCAGUAACACAGGAAUCACUGUACAGGAUAGGUGUGAGGAAAAUAAAUCUGAGUUUACAAUUUAUCCUCCCACAAAAACCCUUUCUCCAAGGACAUACCUCGGUCAGUGCAGUGAGUGGGACUCCUACAGCGACCAGGAAGGAGGUUGGGUUCAACCUGGAGUCUCCAGGACAUUCUCUUGCUCCCUGGAGACUAGGAUGCAGACAUGACCAAUUCACUGACCCCAGCUGCAUCAGAAGAAAAUACUAUUUAUCCUUCCUGACCUUUUAAUAAUGUGUGCAAUGAAACAGCUGUUUUCUGAGGUAUUUGGACCUCACAACCAAAUUGUUUACCAUGAUCACUGUGUUUACGUAGCCUUGGCAAUUUAGCAGUAUCUUUUAUGUAGAAGCACAAGGAAACACAGAUAUUCACUAAAUGAUUCAGUAAUGAAGUGGUAAUUGCACAGUGACCUUCAGCUCUCACAAUCAACAUGCAGUUAUAGGCAAAGAUAACUUUUGUGGCUGCACUAUGGGUCAAGAGCCCUUCCUUCAAACAAACCUAUGAGGGCUGGCAACCUGACGUAAUUUUAGUCAGUAGUGUUUGUUGCAGAUUUACUCAAAGACAAAAACACAUGAUUUUUCUAUAAAAGGGGAGCAUAGGAAGAAAAGCCAAGAAAACAAACAAACAGCAACAACAAAAAGCCUUGAUUAGAAAAGAGUCAGAUUUAGGCUACAGACAAGUAUUUUAACUUUUUUUUAAAGGAAGUGUAGUGCUAAACUUGCCAUUUUUCAAGGUGUGAUGUAAGCCAAUGUUGUAAAUUUUCACCUUGUCUUAAGUUCUUUACACAUCAUCCUUACAAACAGUCCCAAACUGUGUGCAUGAAUGGAAUACUGUAUUUGUUCCUGUCCGUCUCCCAAAUAUUUAAACUUUUAUAAAAACAGGGUUUUAACUGAUUCAUGUACCAUAUUACUUAAAAUUAGCAUGGGCAUUAAGAGCAUAAUUUUUUGAAAGCACUAAGCACAGCAGAUUAUGUCAGCAAGAACUGCUGUUAACGAUCAGACCCUCUGACAGCUGAGCCCUGAAGUCCAUCUUUGUGCCAGAAUUUUUUAUUUUAGAACCUGCAGUUUAUGAAACUUAAACAACAGAUACUCUAAAGCAAGAGCAACCUUACCCAGAUGCAAUCAAAAUGCAGCUGACCAUGGUCAGUACAAACUGAAACAUAUGUAUACACACACACACAUAUUUAUGCACAUAUGUAUGUGCAUCUGUGUGCUUGUGUGUAUAUAUAGGUGUGUCUAGAUAUGUAUAUGUGUGUAGAUAUAAUGUAUCAAUGUAAAAGAAAGAUGUAUUUAUAGUCCUCAUGCUGCUGAAUGUGUCACUUUACAAUUCAUACUUAGAUUUCUUGCAAUACUGCAAUAUAAAGGCUGAUCAGGGUUUUAUUCAGGCAUCUGUUCCAGUGCAGAAAUCCUCUGAUCUUUGUUUAGUUAUCCCAUAUAAUACUGUGCUGACCAGGAAUACUUAGUCUGAUAUUUAACAAUGGAAUGGCAACAUGAGAUUCAGCUUAUCUUCAUCUAUGUAAGUUAUUUUGUAAAUUAUCUGUAACAUAAUUUACUUACAUAUUGCUGUCAUUGCUAGGAUGAGACUGUCCUUUCUUUUCUCCUCACGGCCUCAUUUAUGUUAUUUCAAUGGUUUUCUCCACAUCAUUGCACUUUAAUACAACCCAUUUCACCAUUUCCUUUUUUACUGCUGUUGUGAAUUAGAAGCUCAGAGUCUGAGGCCUCUAUUGUAAUUAUGAAAAUUUGAAUAAAUUUCAGCACUUCUUGCUGAAUUACUUUA